AUGUGCAAUCUCGCAGAUCUAUCAUUAACCUUGGCUGAUUAUGGUUCCUCCGAAGGCAAGAACUCCGUUCGGCUUUUUUCGGAGUACCUAAGAAGGUUACCUUCUGUUACAUCAGCAACAUUGGUCUUCAAUGAUUCACCAUCAAACGACUUCUCUAGCUUGACGUUGACAAUUCAUCAAAACUGGGAUACCCUUUCACAAUACGGAAAGGUAUUCAUAAAUACUCUAUUGUCUCCGAGGUUGUACUUUGAACAGGUUCUGCCCGAUGCUUUUGUUGAUGCUGGCUUCAACUUCACAGCUUUGCAUUGGCUUCGCAACAUGCCGGAUGCAUCUUCAACCCCCUCGUCCUUAUCUGCUGCGGCCCACGAGGAUUUUACCACCUUCCUCUCAGUCCGCCAUAAAGAGGUUCGCCAGCAUGGAACUAUGACGAUUUGCAUUCCCAGUGACGGUGAAAUCAGCGUUUUGCCGACCUUUCGAUGUUUCGAAACCAGUCUUCACAGCCUCCAUCACAAGUGUCGAGUAGACCCAAUGAUUGCUAGGCGGCUUCCAAUGUACUUUCGGACAUUCGACGAGAUUCUGGUAUCUAUUGCUGCUGUCGCCACGAAAUGGACUCUCAAGAACCACCAUGCUCUACCACUCAUGCACACCUCGUGGUCACCUGAGGUAAUUGAGGCAAGUUCUGAACAAGCCAGAAUGUCUGCUCGGAAGAGAUAUACAGAUGCUGUGGCAGGCUUUGCACUUGCAGCAUGUUCUCAAUUCUUCAUCGACGGUCUGAAACCUCAAGUUUACCAUGGCCAAAGCCCUGGAGAGGAAGCGAUCCGUUUGAAGGAGGGAUUCAUGACGGACUUGACCUCUGCAUUCAAGGAAUAG
Messenger RNA from Fusarium odoratissimum NRRL 54006, 870 nucleotides. RefSeq lists its product as uncharacterized. Bases 1 to 870 code for a protein of 289 amino acids. Gene Ontology annotation, molecular function: S-adenosylmethionine-dependent methyltransferase activity. The transcript has 2 exons. The record is from RefSeq and is a predicted model, not a curated record. Lineage: Eukaryota; Fungi; Ascomycota; Sordariomycetes; Hypocreales; Nectriaceae. Gene Ontology annotation, biological process: methylation.